Ahaetulla prasina is the source of this 4946-nucleotide messenger RNA. It is a transcript of the gene BHLHE41, whose product is annotated as basic helix-loop-helix family member e41. Gene Ontology annotation, cellular component: nucleus. Lineage: Eukaryota; Metazoa; Chordata; Lepidosauria; Squamata; Colubridae. Bases 73 to 1518 code for a protein of 481 amino acids. Gene Ontology annotation, molecular function: protein dimerization activity; RNA polymerase II cis-regulatory region sequence-specific DNA binding; DNA-binding transcription factor activity, RNA polymerase II-specific. Gene Ontology annotation, biological process: regulation of neurogenesis; regulation of transcription by RNA polymerase II; anterior/posterior pattern specification. The record is from RefSeq and is a predicted model, not a curated record. The transcript has 5 exons.
UCUACGGGCCACCGAGUUGCCUGGCCAGCGUCCCCAGCUUCAGCUGGCCGGCAGGAGACCACCUGGGCCGGCAUGGAUGAAGAGACCCCUCCGCUGCAAGGGAGGCCGGAUUUAGAGCAGUUUCGGGACAUCAGAGGCCUGGAUUAUUCUCCUUCGCCCGUGAUGUGCCGCUCCAGGAGAAGCAUGAAGCGGGAUGAGAGCAAGGAAACCUACAAACUGCCCCACCGGCUGAUCGAGAAGAAAAGACGAGACCGGAUCAACGAAUGCAUCGCUCAGUUGAAGGAUUUGCUCCCCGAACAUCUCAAACUCACAACAUUGGGGCAUCUGGAGAAAGCCGUCGUUCUGGAAUUAACCUUGAAGCACGUCAAAACUUUAACUGCCUUAACGGAACAGCAGCAUCAGAAAAUCAUUGCUCUACAGAACGGAGACCGAUCCCUGAAGUCUCCUCCACAGUCCGACCUGGAUGCUUUCCACUCGGGCUUCCAAACUUGCACCAAAGAAGUCUUGCACUACCUCUCCCGCUCCGAAAGCUGCACCAGCCAGGAGCAACGCUGCGUCCAGCUGCUGGGACACCUUCACUCGGUUUGCACGCGAUUCUUGCCCGGCUCUCCUCUCUUGAUCCCAAAGCUUUGUGGGCCCCAAGGACGAUGCUCCCUGCAGGAAGGGCAGCAGCAGCAGCAGCAGCCACCACCCCCAGAGCAUCGUCCCGGUGGGACCCUGAAGCAGGAGCCCUCGCAGCCCCACUGUGUGCCCGUCAUCCAAAGGACUCAAAACUGGGGUAAGGGCCCAGCUGCCCAUCACCUGCCCUCCAGCAUCCCUGAGCAAGGCAGCGAGCACGACACCGACACGGACAGCGGCUAUGGCGGCGAGUGCGAGGGGAAGAACCCCCAGGCCGGCUGGAUGGUCAAGCGGGAGCCUGCAGGUGAAGGGGGGGAAGAGGAGGAAGCCCCCGAGGGGCCCAAAAGACGCAGGCUGGAGGACCCUGGCAACCCCUCCGUCAGCAAGGGGCAGCAAGGGGUUGUGGGGAGGCCAGACCCGGCUCUUCUGAACCCCCUGGUGGCUUUGGGCCUGGGGGCCAGUGGGGGUCUCGGGGGGUCUCUCUUGGGCCAAGCCCCCACCGCUCCCUUCUGCUUGCCUUUCUACUUCAUCGCCCCCUCGGCUUACAUGCAGCCUUUCCUGGAGAAGAUCAGCCUGGAAAAAUCACUCUACCCCGCUGGGGGGCCUGGCGGACCCCUCCCCUUCAUCUACCCAGGGAUGCCCAUCCAAGGGGCCACAGGUUCUGCUGCUUUUCCUUCCCUCACCGUGGCCGCCCCUGCGGCAGCUGCCGAGAAAGGGAGCUCACUUUCAGGGACAGCCCCCCUCUUUCCUGGGGAGGGAACCCCCGCUGCUCACCCCCCUCCCCAGCUUUUCCCUCACAAGCCAGCCAGGCUAAACCCAGACACAGAUCCUCCUCGCCCUUCCCCAAAGCUCGAGCUGCAGCCUAGCCGGGAGAAACCUUUGCAAAGGUCCAGCAUUUAACCACCACCCCCGGAAAUUAGGAUGGGGGGAUUCCCAUAAGCGGGAAUCUCAAUUGACUAUUGAUUGUCUCUCUUUUUUAUAUAUAUAUAUAUAGAGAAAAUCCCAUUUCUGCCUCUUGCUUUGCUGAGGUCCUUUGGGAAGCAUCUUUUGGAACAGGGGUCUCCAACUUUGGCCACUUUAAGCCUGGAGGACUUCAACUCCCAGAAUUCCCAGAAUCCCCCAGCCAGCAAAGAAUUCUGGGAGUUUAAGUCCUCCGGGCUUAAAGUGGCCAAGGUUGGAGACCCCUGCUUUGGAAAGUUUAUCCUUUCCUCUCCCUUUCCCUAUAUAGGUUGUCCUCGACUUACGAUGAUUCAUUUAGUGACCGUUUGAGGUGACGACAUCCAUGAAACAAGGGACCUAUACGACCGUUUUUCACACUUGCAGCAUCCUCCACCUGCUCCUGUUGGUCAGGGGAUCAAAAUUCAGAUGCUUUGGCAACCGACUCAUAGUUAUGACGGUCGCAGUGUCCCGGGGGAGGAGAUGUCAUGUGAUCUCCUUUUGGGGGGGGAGCCAGGUUCACUUAACAACCAUGCGGCUUAACUUCACCGCAGGGAUUCCCUUAACGAAUGGGUCGUAAGGUGGGGCAAAACUCGCCGAACACCCAAAUUCCACUUAACGACGGUUGCUAAUUUUGAGAACGGGAAGCCCCAUUCCGCUCAGCAACAGAAAUGCGGACGUAAGUCGAGGACCUCCUGGUUCAUUUCGGUGAAACUGACUUCAGAGUAAACCUGGUGUGAAAGAAAGAAUCUUAGCGGAUUCAGAUUAAUUUUUUAUUUUUUUUUAGUUUCGAGGAGCUGGCCUGACUUCCUGGGGACUUAGGACACCUUUGUAGGGAAUACUCUCGCCUUGUCCCAUUCCCUUGUUCUGGAUUCGGCCCUGUGUUUUAUUUGUACGUGGUGGAAGAACGACAGAUCUAGAACCAGGUGGAUUAACUCUAGACCAGGGACGGCUAACCUUCUUUGCCGUCACGUGCCAAAAGCAGGGGGGGGUUAUGCGUGUGCAUGCCCACACCCAUAAUUCAAUGCCACUGGCGCAUGUGUGCACGCCCCCCCCUUCCCGCACCCCAUUUUUGGGCUAGGAAGCCUACAUAGAGCCUCCGGAGGGAGAAAAUCGCCUCCCCCCUCCCCAGAGGUCCUCCGGAGGCUGGAAACAGCCCGUUUCCUGACUUCCAGUGGGACUGGUAGGACCGUUUUUUCGCCCUCCCCUCAUUCCAGAAACUUUCCUGGAGGCUGGAAGGGCAAAAACGGCCUCCCCCAUCCCCCAGAGGCCCUCCGGAGGCCGAAAACGCCCUCCCAGAGCCUCCACACGAGCCCUGUACCUACCUGGUAUCCAAAACGGGCUGCGUGGAGACUCCUGGGAGGGGAGGGGUGGCAUGGGUGGGGUCAGCCGAAAACCAGCUGGCUAAUAAUUAAAUUAUUUAUUUAAUUAAAAGUUUAAUUAAAUAAAUAAAUAAAUGUGCGCUGGAGCUGAGCUAGGGCAACGGCUCAUGUGCCCGCAGAUAUGGCUUCAUAUGCACAGGUUCGCCAUCACAGCUCUAGACGGUACCCAGAUUGUUGGGGGCCAGCCCACCGGACCUAACCCUGCAUCCGAACAAGCGUUGAAACCCGAGGAACUGUAAUCGUAUUUCCCAAGGGUACUUUUCUUCUUUUUCUCAAAAGGUACCCGGGCUUCCUUGUUUUUCUUUGAAGACUUUUCCCUUCUCAUCCAAGAAGCUUCUUCAGUUCUGACAGAAUGGUGGAGGAUGGAAGGAUUUAUGUUCCUUUGCAGUCCUCUGGUUGUUAGCGCUUUUUCUGAGAGUCGUUGAGGCCACUUGGGAGUCCCAGAGGUGUGUUGUUGUUUUUUUCCCCCAAGAGACAACCGGACUUUCUGUUUUUUCUUUGAAGACAUUUCGCUUCUCAUCCAAGAAGCUUCUUCAGCUUUGAGCUGAAGAAGUUCCAGAAAGCCGAAGAAGCUUCUUGGAUGAGAAGCGAAAUGUCUUCUAAGAAAAGGGGCUGCCACAAAGAAGAGGGAGUCGGGCUGUUCUCCAAAGCACCUGAGGGUAGAACAAGAAGCAAUGGGUGGAAACUGAUCAAAGAAAGAAGCAACUUAGAACUAAGGAGAAAUUUCCUGACAGUUAGAACAAUUAAUAAGUGGAACGACUUGCCUUCAGAAGUUGUGAAUGCUCCAACACUGGAAAUUUUUAAGAAAAUGUUGGAUAACCAUCUGACUGAGAUGGUGUAGGGUUUCCUGCCUGGGCAGGGGGUUGGACUAGAAGGCCUCCAAGGUCCCUUCCAACUCUGAUGUUAUGUUAUGUUAUGUUAUGUUAUGUUAUGUUAUGUUAUGUUAUGUUAUGUUAUGUUAUGUUAUGUUAUGUUAUGUUAUGUUAUGUUAUGUUAUGUUAUGUUAUGUUAUGUUAAAAACAAGAAAGUUCAAAAAAAACGUGAGAGAAGGCUGUUCAAUUUGGACAUUGAUGGCCUCUGUGACCCCACUUUCAAGCCAGCAGUCCUCUCUGUCCAAAAUGUGGACUUUACCAUCUUCAAAAGACCGGCCUUUGUCUUUUAAAUGCAGACGGACCGCUGAAUCUUGUCCUGAUGGGUUUGUCCUCCUACGUUGUGCCAUGGGUUUGUGAAGUGGCUGUUUUGUUUCUCCAACGUGCAGAUCCGUACAUGUUUCACUCAGAAAGAAGUGCUAACAAACAGAUGCCUGCAAGGAAUAUAAAUCCUUCCAUCCGCCACCAUUCAGUCAGAACUGAAGAAGCGAAACAUCUUCAAGGGAAAACAAAGUCCGGUUGCCUUUUGAGGAAGGAAGGAAGGAAGGAAGAAGGAAAGAAAAAAGAAAGAAAAAGAAAAAAUGAAAGAAGGAGGGAGGAAGGAAGGAAGAGAGAGAGAGAGAGAAAGAAAGAAAAAGAGAGAGAGAAAGAAAGAAAGAAAGAAAGAAAGAAAGGGAGAGAGAAAGAAAGGGAGGGAGGAAAAAAGAAAAAGAAAAAGGAAGGAAGGAAAUGAGAAAGAAUGAAAGGAGGAAAGAAGGAAGGAAGAAAGAGAGAAAGAAAGAGAAAGAAAGGAAGGAAGGAAGGGAGAGAGAGAGAAAGAAAGAAAGGAAAGAAAGAAAGAAAAAGAAAGAAGGAAAGAAGGAAGGAAGGAAAGAAGGAAGGAAGGAAGGAAGGAAAUGAGAAAGAAUAAAAGGAGGAAAGAAGGAAGGAAGAAAGAGAGAAAGAAAGAAAGAAAGAAAGAAAGAGGAAGGAAGGAAGGGAGAGAGAGAGAAAGGAAGGAAGGAAAGAAAGAAAGAAAAAGAAAGAAAGAAAGAAAGAAGGAAAGAAAGAGGAAGGAAAGAAGGAAGGAAGGAAGGAAGGAAGGAAGGAAGGAAGGAAGGAAGGAAAUGAGAAAGAAUAAAAGGAGGAAAGAAGGAAGGAA